CAGAAAGGUUCCGAAAAACUGGUGGAUAAGUGCUCCUAAGGAAUGUGACAGUAGUUUGUAAACAGAGAAUAGGCUAUGGUAGCUUUAACUUCAGUUAUGUUAGUAUAAUCAUGGGUCAUGAUGAGCCAAUCCCAGAAAGCCUUAAAUAUAUCAAAUUUGGUUGUCCAGUGUGGUGGCUUAGCAUCCAUCAUGGAGAAUGCCCUUGGUCCUCAUGGGAGGUCAGUUUUAAUGGAGAGAAGUGGAAGUGUCAUCAUUACCCAAGAUGGAAUUGAGCUCUUGUCAUCCUUAACCAUUGGUGAUCCACUCUUAGCCAUGGUAACGAAGGGCAUCUUGGAUCAGUCAAAAGUACGUGGGGAUGGAAGUAAACGAACUUUAUUAUUAUUGAGGUCCCUUUUACGUUCCCUAGACCAUCAUGUGUCACUACGUAACUCAACUUCCCAAACUGUUAGAAGGCAGAGAAUGUUGCAAAUAGUUUCUUACUUAAAGAGAUAUAUGCUAAGUACCAUUCAAAGACAGGUUUUUGAAAAUGGUGUGCAGGUAUAUCCACUUCACAAUUUUGAAGCCUUAGGAGAAAUAUUAACUAGUUCAGCUGAAAGUUUUUUUUCAACAAAAUUCUCUAAACUAAUAUCUAAAACACUUGCUGGGCUAUUUAGGUUAUACCUUACCUGUCAGUGCAGUAGUAGUGAUGAUGUAGUAAAGCUCUUGGGAGAUAAAAUGAUAAAUACCCACAGAGCAAUAGUGGAAAUCUAUAAUGCUCCACUCUUAAAAUCAAAUGUUACCCAAGGUUUUGUUCUUACCAGAGAUUUCAAACACCUAGAACAGUCCAUGUCAUUUGAAAAUUUACCAUGUGUUUUAUGGUCCAUAGAAUUGGAAGAAGUGAAAGAGGGGCCUAGUAAUGUCACUGUUGAAGUAGCAGAUUCAGAGUUACUGAUGGAUAGUUUAAUGGUACAUAACUUGUAUUUAACUAAGUGUCUUUCCAUUCUGAAGUCUAUACAUGUACGCUUGAUAUUCUCUUCAGUUUAUUUUCCUGACUGGGCUGUUCUGCAGUGUAAAAAAUAUGGUUUCUCAGUAAUUGAUAUGAUAGAUGCUGAAGAAUGGAGUUUUAUUGUUACAAAGUUACGAGCAAGUCCAGUGACUUGUAUAAAUGAUAUUUGCUCAGAAUGUAUAAGAACCAUUGAUAAGGUAGAACCUAUUAUCCUUGGUAAUUCACAUUUCAUAAGGUUGUAUUUAUCAAAUAUUUAUCAGAUAAUACUCUAUGGUCCAACAGUUUCACAGUGCAAACAGUUUUCCUCUGCAUUUUGUAAACUUUUUAGAUACUUGCACCACUGGAUAAUGGACUGUCUUGUUUUAUAUAAAUUUUUAAGAGAAGCAAAAUGUGUAAGUGGAGGCUUAGAAUCAGGUCAAGGAUCCUCAUCAAGUUCUACACCCAUGGGAGAUCCAUAUUACCUAACAACAGUCAAUUCAAACAGUGUUGGAGGUAAUGCUGGUGGAAUAAGUUCUUACUUAUCCACUAGUGACCCCUUACCAUUGUUUUAUUCUGUUCCUCCUGGUGCAUAUGUGGCACUGCUAGCAAAGUUUUUGGUUUUAGAAGAUCAUGUUGGUUAUCGAGAUGGAGUAAGGGAAGUUGGCCUAUCAGUGAUAUUAGAAUUAUUAAAUGAAAUUCCAUAUUUGUUAUAUAAAAAAUCAAGACUACCUCAAGAAAGAUACAUAAUCUUUAACACUACCUUCAACAGUCAUAGUAGGAAACUUUUGAAUGGAUCUGGUUCAUAUUCUUUAAGUAAUCUGCUGGCUGAUUUGAAGUUCAAGGGUUAUGAAAGCCCUUUUGUUUUUUUCAAAGUUCUUGACUCUGUUUUCACUUUUGCUCUCUUUGUUUUGAGAAUAGAGCAUAUUGUUCCAUCAAAAAUUAGACUUCCCAAGAAAAUUAGCAAUCAUGAGGAAAUCAGUGAUGAAGAAGCAGCUUAAAUGCUGGCACCUGCAUUAGGUGUCAACUGAUGCCAUUACACUUGCAGAGAAAGAUGAUGAUACACCACUGCCCGUAAAAUAAAGUUGUGCCUUGUUUUAACUUAGUCAAAACCUCACCAGCUCUCAAGCACCCCCACAGUGCACAAGAAAUGAGGUGGUGACUGCAUAUAUAUAUAUAUUGCACUGCCAUCAUGUUGUUGCAUUUGUAAUGUGGAGUCUGCAGAGAGGCUAGUUACAUGUGUGGUUUUGGCAGCUGGCCACAAAAAUACAUCUUUGGAACAUAAAAGAUGACUAGAUGCUCAAAUAACUACAUUAUGUUGUUACAUAAGUGACUUACCAAGCAAUUACAUUGCUGAAAACUUUCUACUACCUUGGCAGUCCAAAAUUCGAAUUUUGUGGUGGCGCUGCCAUUGCUAGUGUAGGUGAACUGGACCCGCCUACUUUCGGGAUUGUUAAGGUAUUAAAUAGCAGAGCCUUCUAAAUUUGUUUUCUGCCAGCUCCCAAUUAACAUUGGUGGUUUGUGUAGCAGUCCUUGCUUCAUCUUUUGGCUCUUUUUCCAGGAUUUUUUGUGAAGUAUUUAGCUUUAUCACUUUGCCAUUAAUAUGUCAGAUCCUAACUCUUCUGGGAUUCAGUAUUGCACUUAAGGGUGUAGGUCUAGAUUGUUUAAACUGACUGAUACUCAUACUAAGUGUAUUAAGUGUAGAGGGUGGGAGUGUUCCAAAGAUCUUACAUGCUUGGAAUGUCAAGGGUGGGAUGAACACCAAUGGAAGAUUUUCAGGUCUCAUUCAAAGAAAUUAGACAAGGAUAGAAAGAGGAAGGUGGCUCUUGGAGCCAAGAGUAGAGUUAGCCUAGAGGUUAUUCCUCUACCAGCAGAGGUAGAGGAUAGUGCUAUUUCUUUCUCUCCUGCUCCUCCUGUUUCUCCCAUUCUUAGCCCUCCUUCAUCUCUACCACAGACUCCUACCAGGUUCCCAUACUUGAGAUCCUAAUGCCAUUGCCAGCCUUGAAUCUAGGUUCAAUAGAAAGUUUGGUUUUUCAGCUAAUUCUUUCAUGGAAUUAGUUUAUCUUUCAGAGCUUUUGUUGACGAGAUGAUGAGUAAAAGUGCACUGAAAAGUGUGUGUAGUGCCUGAGGAGGUGGCCUGUCCAUCUCACCAGCUCUAGACAAAGGUCACUGUCCUGCUCCCCUGCACCGGGGAGAAGACAUUUUGGAGGUCCAAGGGAGGCUGGUGGGGUGUGGCCACAGGCAGUCACCCCUCCUUCAAGCCUGUUGUUCGCUCCCAGGCUGUGACAGAGAGCCGUUGGAAAGGCAUCUUGGACAGUGCUGCAUCUUUGGACACUGAUGUGUUGUCUCCUGACAAUAGGUGCCAUUGGCACAGUGUUCCCUCAUGACUUCUGAAGAGGAAUUCUGCAGCCGACACCUCUCCUCCUGUCAGGAGGCAUAGAGAGGGUAUUUUUAGUCUCAAACCCUCUUGUAAGGUUUAUGGCUCUAACUCCUGAUGUUCCUUUAGUUCAUUCUUGUUGGUUGUUAUGGGACAGCCCAGAGUCUCUCGGCUCUUUUGAGCUCCUAGUUUUGAUGCCAAAAUGCACCAACUGUGGGGUUUUCAGCACCACUAUCGCCUCUUCCUUCUAUGUUGGCUCAGAGGAUCCAACUUUCGCUCCUCUUUGUCAACUGCAAGACUUAAUGGGAGUUUUAAAUACGAUAGCCUCUGUCCCCAAGAAUAAAGAGACUUCCUUUUCACUGAUUUAGUCUGAUGAAGAAGAAGCCAAACAAGACUCAGUCCCAUCGUCUGCUUUUGCGAAUCUUCUUCACUUCUUUCUCGCCAAUUUUCCGGAUUUUUCUAACCCGCCCCUCCGAGUUCUCUAGCGGCCAAGAGGGAAAUAGGGAAGGCAUUUUCUUUUUUUUUUUCCUCCAUCCAAGCUCUUUAAGAGGAUAUACAGUGGUCCCCCCAUAUUCCAGGGGGAUGUGUACCAGAACCCCCUGCAAAUAGUUAGAAUCUGCGAAUAAUUGGAACCCCUAUAAAAAUGCUGAAAACAGCCUAUUUUGUUAGCUAAAACUAAAAAAAAAUCCCAAAAAUUUUAUACUAGUAUAUGUUUUUUAAUAGUUUUAUCACAAAAAGGGCAUUUUAUUAUGAAAUUGAUAAAAAACCAGGAAUUUCUGGAUAUUUCUCAGAAAAAUACUGCGAAUAGGUGAAUUUUCUCUGAAUAAUGGGGAGAAAUGUUCCUGAGAGAAAUCCGUGGGUGCAUGAGUCCGCGAAUCCGGAGAGGUCCACUGUACUGCUUUUAUGCCAUCGGAGAAGCUCCUUCCAUGAGAGUGUCUGCCUCCUCCCAAGGAGACUUCUCUUGUUUGGUCAUCGCUUCUUGAUAGUCUGCUUUUAUAUGUUUUUGUCACCGGAGUUGGAUCACCUGGUCAGGAAUUUAUUGAAAGUUUGGAGAAUUUUAGCUUUUUAGAUUGGACAGUGGGAGCUCUGGCAAGAAAGAUUGAAGACUGUCCUGCCCUUGCUGAAGACUUCGCUGCAGACUGGUUGGGUGUUUUGUCCUGCGCGGAUAAGGCAGUUAGAGGUGGUUCAGUCGAAUUAGCUUGUCUCUUCUCGUUGGGCAUUCUCAAGAAGCGAGAAUUGUGGUGCUCCUUUACCACCAUAGGAGUUAUGGUUACACAGAAGUUGCCCCUCAUUGUCCCCACUGGAUAAGGCUCAUCUCUUCCUGCAGGAGAUAGUUAAGGAAGUCCUUUCGGCUUUGCAGAAGACUGAUUCGUGAUCUGCUACCCAAUUAACAAAAUGCCUGAAAGAGACUUCUGCUUCUAGUGGCAAGUCUUUCUCUCCUUUGCAGCCACAGCCAUUUUUGUGGGGGGACAAUCCAAACCUCAUACCAGACCUCAAUCCAAUGUACGACCUUCCUCAAUCCUCAAGACCAGCCAAGAAGACUUCUAUCAAAUCAAGUAAAAUGAGUUUGCUGCCCUUUGCACCCCUAUUGAGUUCAGCAAAGUCUUCUUCAAGUCCGCCGUGCACUGUUACUCCGCCAAGGAGCAACAGUGCGUGGCAGACUUGAAGAAGACUCUUUCCUUAACUUAACAGUUGACCAUUUUAAUAAAUGCUCAAAAGUCACAGAUGAUUCCUUCUCAACAGAUUCUGUAUUACGGAAUGAAUCUGGACACUCAAGCUUUUUGAGUUUUUCUCUCACAGAAAAGAGUCGGGUCUUGUCUCCAAAUAGAUCGAGUGUUCAUAGCCCUUUCAACCUAACCUGCUCAACUCUUCAGUGGAUGAGGUUGUUGGGGACCCUGGCCUCAGUGGAGCAAUUUGUGAAAUUGGGCAGACUUCACAUGAGGCCCCUACAAUUUUUCCUUAGAGCGAACUGGUGUCGGAAGACCCAGUCAGACUCCGUGGUCUUCCCGAUAACAUUGAAGAUAAAAGAUCUCCAUUGGUGGCCAUCGAAAGAAAAACUGCAAGAAGGAAUUUCCCUCCUUCCCCUGAACCCCAACCUAGAGUUUUACAAAUCUAGCUUAGGGAGCUCUGUUGGGGAUCGGAAAGUAUCAGGGAAGUAGACAUUGGAUCAACAUUCUUUUCACAUCAUCAUCAAGGAACUGAUGGAGAUUUUCCUGGGCCUUCAGGUGUUUUCUUAUCUAGUCUCAGAAAAAAUAGCGGUUUAUUCAGACAACACUACAGCUCUGUUGUACGUAUGGAAACAAGGAGGCACUCACUUCUUUUCCAUCUACGAGGUAGCUAGGUACGUAUCUCCUCCUCUUGGCGUAACAGAACUGGGUAAAACUCAUUCCUUGUUUUGUUCAGGGGAGAAUGAAUGUUCUAGUGGAUGAAUUAAGUCACUCUCCGCAAGUUCUUCCAAUGGAGUGGACUCUGGAUGCAAAAUUAUGCCUAAACCUAUGGAUGAUAUGGGGGAAAACCUUCAAUAGAUCUCGCUACAUCGAGGAACAAUCGCCUUCCUCUCUUUUGCUCCCCUGCUCCAGAUCCCUUAGCUUGGACAACAGACGCGAUGUUGAUGGACUGGAUUGGUCUCGACAUUUAUGCUUUUUCAGCUUUUGGCUUAAUCUGGGAAGUGAUAAACACCUGAACAUCUCCAUGACUCUAGUAACUCCAUUCUGGCCCAGGAAAGAAUGGUUCCCAGACUUGCCACAACUUCUCGUGGACUUCCUGAGGCUCCUGCCACAAAGACGGCUGCUGAUCAGACAGCCCCACUUCCUCAGAUUCCACCAAGGAUUGUCUACUCUGGCCCUGACAGGAUUCAGACUGUCAGAAGCCUUGUCAGUGCGAAAGGUUUUGCACGGAAAGCUGCAGAGGCUAUUGCUAGAUGAUCAAAAUGGACAAUUUUCAGAAGCUGGUGCAGCAAAAAUCACAUCUUGUCUGAGACAACUGUAAGUAAACUGGCAGACUUUUUUUAUAUUUUCAUAAGGAAUACGAGGAAGUUGUUGUCAUCCACAAUCAGGGGCUUUAUAUCUAUGCUUAGUUCGGUCUUCAAGCAUUUAAGACUAUCUAUCCUCUAACCAGGGUAUAAGCAACCUUAUUAGAUAUUUUGAUACUUCUAAGCUGAAAAGAUCUGAUGUAAUGGUCUGGAACCUAGACAUGGUUUUGAAGGAAGUGGCUCUCGACCUCUGUGUCUGGACCUUUAAGCUCGACAUCUGUCCAGAAUCUGAAAGAAAGAGAAGACAAUAUUUUUAGUAAUGUUAGCCACAGCUAAAUGCAUGAGCAAGAUACAAGUGAUGGACGAAAGAAUCAGAUUUAAGCAAGAGGUUGGAGUCUGCUCCCUUUCUCUCGUCUUUUCUCACCAAGAAUGAGAACGCUGCUGAUCCCUGGUCUCAUUCAUUCAUUACGAAGAAUUUAAUGGGCAUCCUUGGACUUGAGGAAGAAGAGAGACUCAUGCCCUGUGAGGGCUCUCAGAUAUUUCCUUAGUAGGACGGAAAAGAUUAGAGGACCAUCAAACCAUCUUUGGUGCUCUGUGAAGGACCCUUUAUGACCCCUUUCCAAGAAAGCUCUUUCUUUUUUCUUGAGAAGCCUUAUUAAUGAAGCUCAUGCUCGAAUUCAAGAGGACACUCUUCCACUCUUAAGAGUCAAGGAACAUGAGGUUCGAGCAGUCGCCACAUCAUUAGCUUUUUGCUACAGUAUGUCUUCGGCCUCGAUUCUUCAGUCUACUUUCAGGAGGUCAAAGUUGAUGUUUGCCUCAUAUUAUCUCAACUAUGUUGAAACGACAUUCAAAAAUUGUAGUAUGUUUGGGUCUUUAUCUGUAGCUGGCAUGGUUUUGGGAGAGGAGGCAUAGGGGACUGGGGGUGGUGGUUUUUAUCCAUUGUAGGUGACAGCAUUGUUUUUCCUGGUCUACGCCCAGGGCAAAAGGAAUAUUUUAUUUGUUGCCAUCCGUCAGUGUCCUUCCAUGGCUACAAAGUCCCCACUAAGUAGAGGCAUUUCCUGGCCAGUACGUACUGCCAUACCUUCUACAGGUUAAGAGAGUGCCAACCAGAGGCAGUAAUCAUCUACAGUGGCUCUCUUUCAGGUAAGGUACAAUAAGCAUUGUUACAAUGCUUGCAAAAUGUCUAUUUCCAAGUCUGUUAUCAUUCCUAUAUGUAAUAUUUUGAAGUUUUUUGUCCAUGAUUCCCACCUUUUAAUGUAGAAUCAGCUAUGUAAUUGCUUGGUUAAGUCAGUUAUGUAAAAAAUUAUAUUUUUAUGACAAAACAACGUUUUACGUAUACUAUAUGUACUUACCAAGCAAUUACAUAAUUAAAGUACUCCCUCCUCCCUACAGAUGGACAUAAUGGCAAACGAAUUGGAAGGCAAUGCUAUUUUGUACCUAAUGAUCCCGAAAAUGGGUGGGUCCUGUUCACCUACACUAGCAAUGGCAGUGCCACCGCAAAAUUUGAAUUUUUGACUGCCGAGGUACAAAGCUUUCAGCUAUGUAAUUGCUUGGUAAGUGUAUGUAAAACCUUGUUUUAUCAUAAAAAUAUAUUUAUGCAAAUGAAUCUUUUUAUAUUUGCAGUUUUUUUGUGGAUUCCAUAAAAUGUAAGGUAACAGUUUGGAAUUUACCGUACAAAUGUGAACUUGCUUUAAGUCCUUGUUUUUGUUUUCAAGUCUUUCUUUCAAGGCUUUAUUACUAUGGUACUAUGAAAACCGUCCAGUUAAAAAAACUAGAAAGUAAUGCUUUGUGUUGUGAAUAAAUGCAGAACUUUAUUAGAAAAAUGCUAUAGGAAUGACAGACUAUUUGUAUUUUUAUAGUGUUGGCUGUUGUGACUUUACUGUAUUAGCUAAUUACACUUUGUGUAUGGUGAUGCAGAAUUUUUGAAAAUAUAUCUAUCAUAAAAAUUUUCUUUUCUUUUUUACUGCUGUGAUGGUGGGCAGCUUCUGCUUAAAAACUUGAAAAUC
Messenger RNA from Macrobrachium nipponense, 8315 nucleotides. RefSeq lists its product as uncharacterized. The record is from RefSeq and is a predicted model, not a curated record. The transcript has 2 exons. Bases 118 to 1962 code for a protein of 614 amino acids. Gene Ontology annotation, biological process: chaperone-mediated protein complex assembly. Gene Ontology annotation, molecular function: ATP-dependent protein folding chaperone; ATP binding. Lineage: Eukaryota; Metazoa; Arthropoda; Malacostraca; Decapoda; Palaemonidae.